AUGUUUAGCCUAGAUAAAGUUCCAACCCUUUACAGCAAAACUUCCGAUCCCGAGCCAAAAGAGCCAAGUUGCUCCAAUGAGAAGAUUACUCCACAAACAAAGUGUGAAAAUAGCAUUACAUUUUUACAAUCUUUGAAAGGAUUUAGAGUUGGGCAUUUAAACAUCGCUUCGUUAGUCAAGCAUAUUGAUAAAUUAAAAAUAUACUUGAAAAAAGAACCACUCGAUGUUUUGAGCAUUAACGAAACUCGAUUGGAUGAAACAAUUAGUAUAGAUACUGUUAGUAUACCCGGUUACGACAUGGUUGCCAAAAAUCGUAAUCGGCAAGGAGGCGGUGUUGCAAUUUACCAUAGCAGUAUUUUGAACGUAAUUGAUAGAGAUGAUUUAGUCCCAGAGGACGUCGAGGCUGUUUGCCUCGAAAUUAUUAAGCUUAAAUCUAAACCUGUCGUAAAUGCAUCUGCAUAUAGGCCACCGAAGUCGCAAAUUGAAUUCCUUGAUAAAAUUGAAGUCUUAUUUCAAAACCUUGACAACGAACAUAAAGAACUAAUGAUCAUUGGCGAUUUAAAUU
Molecule: messenger RNA, 565 nt
Organism: Paramuricea clavata
Lineage: Eukaryota; Metazoa; Cnidaria; Anthozoa; Malacalcyonacea; Plexauridae
Source: the annotation of a GenBank genome assembly